GAGCUUCCUACCAGGCAAAGGAAACACGUUUAGGCGAAUAAACACUCGACUUCUCAUCCGGGAUUUUCUAACAAAGGAAACCGCAAUCCACAGCGCGCGAUAAAAGGUUUGUCAAUAUCUGUUCAUCGAGGUGGGCCUGAAUCUCUUCGCUCUGAAAUGGCAAUUCUUCGGUCCAACAAGGAGCAGAGGAUCAAGAUUGUGGAGUUGAACCCGUUCAUAACGUGUGAACUAUGCCAGGGAUAUUUGAUCAAGCCAACAACCAUUGCCGAGUGUUUACACACAUUCUGCAGAAGUUGUAUUGUGCAGAAUCUUCAAGACAACGAGGAAAACAUCUGCCCGAAGUGCUCCACUGUUAUUCACGAAACCAACCCAUUUGAGAUGCUAAGAUCAGAUCAAAUGUUAGAGGAUAUUAUAUUUAAAUUGGUGCCAGGACUACAAGAAAGAGAAAGGCAUCGUUUAGAGGAAUUCAACAAAAAUGUGCGAUCAGGGAAGAAGGACUUAGGCUCGGUUAAAAACAGGCAAAAAGACACAUUAACAGAUGAACCUCCUCAAAAAAAAUUCAGAAGCAUGUCACGUAAGGCACAACACUCAGAUGACUCGGACGGUAAUCACAACUUCCACAGAGACGAUCCACAGAUUGGUGUCUGUCUUCAAUAUCUCAGGUAUUUUGCAAAGCAAUACUUUGUUUCUGAGACUCUGAGUUCAUAA
Stylophora pistillata is the source of this 708-nucleotide messenger RNA. RefSeq names its product polycomb group RING finger protein 5-A. Gene Ontology annotation, molecular function: metal ion binding. NCBI's taxonomy places the organism in Eukaryota, Metazoa, Cnidaria, Anthozoa, Scleractinia, Pocilloporidae. The record is from RefSeq and is a predicted model, not a curated record.